UCUGAAAUUCAUUUGGUCAAGUAGGAGCUUCUGUAAAACAGAUGAGGAGAGAACUUGUUAAUAACAAGACUUGCACUGCUCCUAUUUUAGAGCAACAAGUUUACUCUAGCAGCUGAGGUCCUCUUCCCUGUGGGUUUGGGCUCCACUGUCCUAGGGAACACCUUGAGGAAAACAAGUGUUGGUAGAGACCAGACCAAUGCUACAAGGCCAUCGGAGAGAGCAGUUGUGGAGUUCCUCCCUUGUCACACGGGAUUUUUAGCUGGUUUUGCAGCAGUGGCUGUGUUUCAUGGGGCAGAACCCUUGUGGAUAUUUGCCCUCCUGUCUCAGAGCUGCUGCCUUGCCUUCACCAAUCUAGAGCAAUUCAGUAACCCCAUGGCUGGGCAUUGGGAAGGGCCUGGCCUGUCAUGAAUGUGGUUUAUCAAAUGAGAAAGCCCAGGUUUUCAGAUGUCAUCCUGGCAACAAUUUUGGCUACCAAGUCAGAUAUGUGUGGCAAAAAGUUUGAAUUGAAGAUCGAUAAUGUUCGCUUUGUUGGCCAUCCCACCUUGCUCCAGCAUGCCCUCGGGCAGGUAUCCAAAACUGACCCCUCACCAAAGAGAGAGAUGCCCACCAUGAUUCUGUUCAAUGUGGUGUUUGCACUAAGGGCCAACGCGGACCCGUCCGUGAUCAGCUGCCUGCACAACCUGUCGCGCAGGAUCGCCAUCGUCCUGCAGCACGAGGAGCGCCGCUGCCAGUACCUCACCCGCGAGGCCAAGCUCAUCCUGGCCAUCCAGGACGAGGUGUCUGCCAUGUCAGAGGCCACAGAAGGGCCCCAGUCACCUUUUCAUCACAUCCUACCCAAGUGCAAACUGGCCAGAGAUCUCAAAGAGACAUAUGACAGUCUCUGCACGACAGGGGUGGUUCGUUUACACAUCAACAACUGGCUGGAAGUGAGUUUCUGCCUUCCUCACAAAAUCCACUAUGUUGCCACCAACUUCAUACCCCCAGAAGCAAUCGAGAGAAGUCUGAAAUCCAUCAGGCCUUACCAUGCCUUAUUACUUUUAAAUGAUGAGAAGUCAUUGCUUAAUGAGCUCCCGUUGGACUGCUCUCCUGCCCUGGUGAGAGUAAUUAAAACUACCUCUGCUGUGAAGAAUUUGCAGCAACUGGCUCAAGAUGCUGACUUGGCAUUGCUGCAGGUUUUCCAGCUUGCAGCACAUCUUGUUUACUGGGGCAAAGCAAUUAUUAUUUAUCCUCUUUGUGAAAACAAUGUCUACAUGCUUUCUCCAAAUGCCAGUGUCUGCCUGUACUCUCCCCUGGCAGAUGCCUUCUCCUGUCAGUUCCGGGGUCACAACCUGCCCUCCAUGCUGGCCAAGUUCUCCCUCCCCGUGUCCCUCUCCGAGUUCAAGAACCCGCUGGCGCCGCCCGUGCAGGAGACCCAGCUCAUCCAGAUGGUGAUCUGGAUGCUCCAGCACCGGCUCCUGAUCCAGCUCCACACCUACGUGUGCCUGAUGGUGCCCCCGAACGAGGAGGAGUUCCGAGCCCAGGAUGAGGACAUGCCCUUCACUGCCAGGGUUGGGGGACGAAGUUUGAGCACCCCCAACGCUCUCAGCUUUGGCUCUCCAACCAGUAGUGAUGACAUGACUCUGACAAGCCCUAGCAUGGAUAAUUCCAGUGCUGAGCUGAUACCUGGUGGGGACUCACCCCUAAAUAAGAGGAUGACAGAGAAUCUCCUGGCAAGCCUGCUGGAACACGAGCGGGAAGCCAUCCUGAACGUCCCAGCUGCCCAGAAUCCAGAGGAUCUCCGCAUGUUUGCAAGGCUGCUGCACUACUUCCGAGGUCGGCACCACUUGGAGGAGAUCAUGUACAACGAGAACAUGCGGCGCUCGCAGCUGCUGAUGCUGUUCGACAAGUUCCGCAGCGUGCUGGUGGUCACCAGCCACGAGGACCCCGUCAUCUCCGUGUUCCAGUCGCUCCUCAAGUGACUCUGCUGGCACAGAGGGAGGAGCCUGCCAUGCUCUCCACGCUGGGAGUCUAAAGGAUGCCUAAAACUGCAGGAGGUGGUUUCAGUUCCUGCUCGCCAUGUGACACACAGCACGCUGUCCCCAUCCUGCCUCGAUGUCCCAGCUGCUCCCCGAGGCGCCAGCGGCUGCUGCAGGACAGCAUGUCCUUGCUCAGCCUGGAUUCCUGUCCUGCCACACUCACAGCCCUUCCCUGGCCCUGCUGCUCCACAGGGAUCCUCAGAGUGGGACAAGAGGGUUCUGCUGUGAUGCUGCUGGCAGAACUUUGGGGGGACACUGGGAGUGCUUCCUGUGCUCUCCAGCAUGGCUGCUGGGACACUCAGCCAUGAGAGCCUGUCCCCAUGGCACAGCAUGCAUGGCCUUGCUCCAGGGCACAGGGGAAAUGACCCUUGGCACCCAGGAAUUCUGUUUGAUCUCACAGUAGUGAGGACAGGUGGGAAGGCAAAGUAUCACAAGUAAACAUGAAAUCAUGAAUGAGUGACUCA
This is a messenger RNA of Onychostruthus taczanowskii (white-rumped snowfinch), 2479 nucleotides long. RefSeq names its product NPR3 like, GATOR1 complex subunit (gene NPRL3). The record is from RefSeq and is a predicted model, not a curated record. The coding region runs from base 405 to 1958 and encodes 517 amino acids. Gene Ontology annotation, biological process: TORC1 signaling; positive regulation of autophagy; cellular response to amino acid starvation. The transcript has 12 exons. NCBI's taxonomy places the organism in Eukaryota, Metazoa, Chordata, Aves, Passeriformes, Passeridae. Gene Ontology annotation, cellular component: GATOR1 complex.